ACCUCCCCCUUUACGCAAAGCGUCAGCUGUAAGCGUGCGCGCCGCUGUGAGGGUGUACGUGUGUUUAUUUAUCUCUAAUCCUGUGAACUAUAUUUGUGUAUAUCAACUGAUGCUGGGACUGAAACAGCGUCGAACAACAAUGAUCUGACGGAAGAGAAGGCAGAGAGGGGCAGGGAUGGCGGUGUGUGCUCUAACUGUGCUAGACGGGCUUGGGGGGGAGGCCACGGCCCUGGGCAGUGUGAUCGUCCUGUUUCUGGCCGUGGUUCUCGCUUGGCUGUCCACCCACGUAGCCGACCGCGGAGAUCACAUUCUGGGAACCAUUCUCACUGUGGGUGCCCAUGCCUCUCUUAUCGGCCUCGGGGGUCACGACAGCUACACGGGUCCUCCUUCCAGCUCAGAGUCCAGCGAGCAGCCAGACGAAGUGCCUGUGGAGGAGGAGAAACAGGAAGAGGGGGACGCCAGGCCGGAUGGGGGAGAUGAGGUGCCGGGAGAUGAGCUGCUGGACAUUCAGGGCGGAAGGAAGAAAGUGAGUUUUGUUGAAUGUGAUGAAAAGGACGAAGGGGUGGAGGAGGAAGAAGAGGAUGAUGAGGUCACCAGUAUCACAGUUCGACUGAAGUUCCUGAACGACACAGAGGAGCUUGCUGUGAUCAGACCUCAGGACACAGUUGGACUACUGAAGAGUAAAUACUUCUCUGGCCGCGAACAUCAGAUAAAGCUCAUCUUCCAGGGUCAGCUCCUUCAGGACCCCCAGCGCUCUCUCCUAUCUCUGAACAUCACCCACAACAGCGUGCUCCACUGUCACAUCUCUCAAGCCCAGAUGCUCCGCGAGGCCGCUCCAGAAGAGAACCCCCGACCUGGUGGGAUGUCCAUGUUCGGCGGGGGAUUGCGAUCUGCCGGUGUGGCUCUCAGCACAGGGAGUCUUGUCGUCCCCAUAUUUGUGGUCCUGCUCGCUGUGGUCUGGUACUUCCGAAUCAACUACCGCCAGCUCUUCACCGCGCCCGCCACCAUCUCUCUGGUCGGCGUCACAGUCUUCUUCAGUUUCCUCAUCUUUGGUAUGCACAGUCGAUGAGAUGACAGAUGAAACUAUUCCUCCGAAAAUGAUGCCAAUACUAAGGAGAAGUGUUGAGAAGGUGCGAGAAACCAGAGAAGAGCAAUAAGCAGUCAGUGGUAGCAGAGAAAGCUCUCAGGGAGCCUUUCAGGCUUCUGGUGCCAUUUCGAUGUUUGAAGUUGUGUUCAUGUGUGAUCAGAAUGUAACAUUGCUGUAUAAUUUAGCUUAUUGAAAAAUUGACCUUAUAUAAUUAUUUAAUCUCAGCCUAAACUGUACCUUCGUAUAAGAAGAGAAAUUAAGAUCAUACAUCUCAUUUAACACUCAUUUAGAGAACUUGCAGUUUUAUCAGAUGUUGUGGUUCGUCUUCACCAGUGAUGACAACACUGUUUUUCUACAUAGUUGCAAGGUCAGAAACGUUCAAAUAAUGACAAACAGCUGUGAUGCGUUAACAGGUGCUAUGAUACAAUUUGCUUUCAUUCGCUUAUUUCAUGUUUAAAGUUAAAGAAUGUUUGCAAAUAAUAUGAAAUCUGUAUAUAUUUCAAACUGUGUUUCUACAUGACAACUCUGGCACAGCAUGUCAGCUGCUAUUGCUGCACCUGUUACAGCUCAUGGUUAUUAUCAUCAUUUAUGUGUAGUUUUAUACUAUGUGAAGAUUUACAAGAGGCAAACACAAUUAGUGCUAAAUAUCUUUUACCACUAUAGUGUUUUAUUUUUCUUAAAAGCGUGGUUAAGGUCUAUCAUGACACUGGUAAAGCAAAUAAUUUGUUUUAAUGUAAAAUCUGUAUAUAAACAAUGUAUUUACUGUAGAUAAAACCAAGAGGAUUAAAAACGUUAAGAUGUGUGAUAUAGUUUGGUUACUGUAUGAGUAUCAAACUAGUCUAAUUUGUCACUUUGCUUUUGUCUUAGGGGAAAACAUGACUACCUAUUCUCACGCUUUAUAUCACAGACGAUUGUUAAAAAUGCUUAGUUUUUGUUCUGAUGAGGUAUUUCAGAAUAAAACGUCCCGUCUUUGAAAUACA
Triplophysa dalaica is the source of this 2067-nucleotide messenger RNA. RefSeq names its product transmembrane and ubiquitin-like domain containing 2 (gene tmub2). Bases 176 to 1069 code for a protein of 297 amino acids. The transcript is spliced from 3 exons. NCBI's taxonomy places the organism in Eukaryota, Metazoa, Chordata, Actinopteri, Cypriniformes, Nemacheilidae. The record is from RefSeq and is a predicted model, not a curated record. Gene Ontology annotation, molecular function: protein binding.